CCGAGGAGCCGAGCGUCUGUCCAGGCAUACGGGCGACGGGAAGGUAAACCGACGGCUGGAAAGUGCCGCCGAGCCGCGGGGGGAAGAGCAGGGGAAGAGCUUCAACGUCAGAACCCGACACUUACCGAGGGGGAAGUCGGUGUGUUUGUGUGUAUGUGUAAAUCCCCCCUCCUCCUCUGAAAACAAAGUGUCACCGGCGGUUGUUCGGGAUGUGAAGAGCACCGGAACCCACCUGGAGCAGCGCCGUAACCCGAAGCCCGAUGCACAGCUCCGUCUGCCGGGUCCGCUCGGGCAUUUCACCCGCCGUGAGCUCACUCAACGUUCCCACCGGUGUGUUAGCGGAGGAGACACGCGGAGUAGUUUGCCAUAAUGUUUGACAACCAGGUCGCUUUUUGAUUUGAUACCGGGAAGCUUUUCUCUUUCUUUCUUUUUUUCUUUUUCUGUGGAAAGGCGGGGCCGAACCGGUGGACACCCAAACUGGAUUACCGAGCUCUCCGUGCGCCGAUUCACCCACAGCAACGCAGCGCUUUUUGGGGGGUCGACGGAGGAGGCAACAGCCGGGAUUUAGCAGCGUUUCUUCACAACUCUUCCCCUGCCUGACGCUCACGUCGGGUGCGAGCAGUUGUUCCUCUCAGUGGCCUCCCCUCUCCUUCCCCAUUCAGGAACAUAUAACCAGCUUUGGGACGCAUAUUUUUUUAUUUUUUCAUUCUUUUGGAGGGGGGAUAAUUCCUCCCCAGCCGGGGUCGGACUAUGGCGGACGACGACAUUCUCUUUGAAGAUGUGUACGAGCUCUGCGAGGUCAUUGGCAAGGGUCCCUUCAGUGUGGUGAGAAGAUGCAUCAACAGAGAGACGGGGCAGCAGUUUGCUGUCAAAAUCGUGGAUGUGGCCCAGUUCACGUCCAGUCCUGGACUCAGCACAGAGGAUCUGAAGAGGGAGGCCAGUAUCUGCCACAUGCUGAAGCACCCCCACAUCGUGGAGCUGCUGGAGACCUACAGUUCAGACGGGAUGCUCUACAUGGUGUUCGAGUUCAUGGAUGGAGCAGAUCUGUGUUUUGAGAUCGUGAAGAGAGCAGAUGCCGGCUUUGUCUACAGCGAAGCAGUGGCCAGCCACUACAUGAGACAGAUCCUCGAGGCGCUACGCUACUGCCACGACAACAAUGUCAUCCAUCGAGAUGUCAAGCCUCACUGUGUGCUGCUGGCGUCCAAAGAAAACUCGGCUCCGGUGAAGCUGGGAGGGUUCGGAGUCGCCAUUCAGCUCGGAGAGUCGGGACUGGUGGCGGGAGGUCGCGUAGGAACUCCACACUUCAUGGCCCCAGAGGUGGUGAAGAGGGAACCGUACGGUAAACCUGUGGAUGUUUGGGGCUGUGGAGUCAUCCUCUUCAUUCUCCUCUCGGGAUGUCUCCCUUUUUAUGGCACCAAGGACCGUUUGUUUGAAGCCAUCUGCAAAGGCAAAUACAAGAUGAAUCCUCGCCAGUGGAGCCAGAUCUCAGAGAGCGCUAAGGAUCUGGUGAGACGCAUGCUGAUGCUGGAUCCUGCUGAGAGGAUCACCGUCUACGAGGCUCUUAACCACCCCUGGCUCAAGGAGAGGGACCGCUAUGCCUACAAAAUCCACCUGCCGGAGACGGUGGAGCAGCUGAGGAAGUUCAACGCCAGGAGGAAGCUCAAGGGAGCCGUUCUGGCUGCGGUGUCCAGCCACAAGUUUAACUCUUUCUACGGAGACCCACCCGAGGAGCUCCACGACUUCUCCGAUGACCCCACCUCCUCAGGACUGCUAGCAGCAGAACGCGCUGUGUCUCAGGUGUUGGACAGUUUAGAGGAGAUCCACGCUCUGACGGACUGCAGUGAAAAGGACUUAGAUUUCCUCCACAGCGUUUUCCAGGACCAGCAUCUACACACACUGCUCGACCUCUACGAUAAGAUCAACACCAAGUCGUCGCCGCAGAUCAGAAACCCUCCCAGCGAUGCCGUGCAGAGAGCCAAAGAGAGUUCCUCCCAGGACGGAGCGAGUGGCGCUUUGAAACAUCUGGACUAUGUACUGGAAGAGAUCUCCUGCUACCCAGAGAACCACGAAGCUAAAGAACUCAGACGGAUACUGACCCAGCCUCAUUUCAUGGCCCUGCUUCAGGCCCACGACGUGGUGGCCCACGAGGUUUACAGUGACGAGGCUCUAAGGGUGACCCCUCCGCCCACCUCGCCCUACCUGAACGGAGACUCUCCGGAGAGCACCAACGGAGACAUGGACCUGGAGAACGUCACCAGAGUCCGGCUGGUCCAGUUCCAGAAGAACACCGACGAGCCGAUGGGCAUCACGCUGAAGAUGAACGACUCAAACCACUGCAUCGUGGCCAGGAUAAUGCACGGGGGAAUGAUCCACAGACAAGGAACGUUGCAUGUUGGAGAUGAAAUCAGGGAGAUCAACGGCAUCAGUGUGGCCAACCAGACUGUGGAGCAGCUGCAGAAGAUGCUGAGGGAGAUGCGAGGCAGCAUCACCUUUAAAAUCGUACCCAGUUACCGGACGCAGGGCUCCUCAUGUGAGAAAGAGUCCCCCAUCACCUCCAGGCAGUCCCCUGCUAAUGGCCACUCCAGCAUUAACAGUUCUAUCUUGGACCUGCCAUCCACCAUCCAGCCUAAAGGUCGACAGAUUGUAUCCAGACCUCCAAUCAAGGACAAAAUGUCUGUUAAGAUCUACGUGAGGGCCCAGUUUGAGUACGACCCCUCCAAAGACGAGCUCAUCCCCUGCAAGGAGGCCGGGAUUCGCUUCCGUGUGGGUGACAUCAUCCAGAUCAUAUCCAAGGAUGACCACAACUGGUGGCAGGGCAAACUGGAAAACACUAAAAACGGCACGGCAGGCCUCAUCCCAUCGCCUGAGCUGCAGGAGUGGCGAGUGGCCUGUAUAGCCAUGGAGAAGACCAAGCAGGAGCAGCAGGCCAGCUGCACCUGGUUUGGCAAGAAGAAGAAGCAGUACAAAGACAAGUAUUUGGCAAAGCACAACGCAGUGUUUGACCAACUAGACCUCGUCACGUAUGAGGAGGUUGUGAAGCUGCCUGCUUUCAAGAGGAAAACACUAGUUUUGUUAGGCGCUCAUGGAGUCGGCAGACGACACAUCAAGAACACACUCAUAACCAAACACCCCGACAGAUUUGCCUACCCCAUCCCACACACGACCAGACCUCCCAAGAAGGAUGAGGAGAACGGCAAGAACUACUACUUUGUUUCCCACGACCAGAUGAUGCAGGACAUCAGCAACAACGAGUACCUGGAGUACGGCAGCCACGAGGACGCCAUGUACGGGACGCGGCUCGAGACCAUCCGAAAGAUCCACCAACAGGGACUCAUCGCGAUCCUGGAUGUUGAACCUCAGGCCCUGAAGGUCCUGCGGACAGCAGAGUUUGCCCCGUAUGUCGUCUUUAUCGCUGCACCAACUAUCACACCAGGCAUCAAUGAGAUGCCCAGGUGGUGUCGAACGCUGCCAGACGAGUCGCUCCAGAGGCUGCAGAAGGAGUCGGAGAUCCUGCAGAAGACCUACGCCCACUACUUCGACCAGACCAUCAUCAACAACGAGAUCGAUGAGACCAUCAGGCACCUGGAGGAGGCCAUGGAUGUGGUGUGCACCACCAGCCAGUGGGUCCCCGUGUCCUGGGUCUACUAACCUGCACCACCUCCACCUCUACUAGUCCAUCUCCCCUCCCAGCAACCACACCUCAGCCAAACUCCCAUCACGCUCUCUUCAAAAACAACAAUAAUGAAAAAACUAUGAACACAGACGGAUGGGAAACGUCUCUCUCUACACUGCACUCGAUGGAAAACACCCUCAGCGUACUGUGAAAGCGACCACAGCAUUCAACCGAAAUCCUCCUGAGCACCGCGACGAACGACCUGCGGCCGCCAGAUACGGGACUGUUGCCCUUGCAGACGACCUAGUCAUAGUGUUGUAUAAAAACAGAGUAAACAAAAAGUGAAUAUUGUCAUGUCUGUACUAGCUAGGAGGCGACAUUUUUGUAGAUGUUUGUUUUAAAGAGACAGUACCGCGUUCCCAUCCUCUCACAUCGGUGCACUGCUAGCUCCCAUCAUCACACUGUCUGGUGUCCACCUGUAGAAGAGACGCUGUCAGUGGGUAUCCUGUCUAUCAGCAGACUGAUGUAAAAGCACACAAACACACUGCAAUGUCUUCUCAUCUAUAGAUCAUGUCAGCCGCCCUCGUUAUUUAUUCAUUCCUGUUCUUUUCAAAACCGUAACAGCGGAUUAUUUCCACUCAUGUCUCCUGCCGUCACAGUAUCGCUGUGCACCUUUCCACCCUACCAGGUACUGUCUCUUCUAAAUAAAUCCAUUUAUGUUUAGAGAUUUGAAUGAGGUUAUCAUGCAUGUGGACAUUUGCAAGCUUCCAUGCUGUCAGUCAGUCAGUGUUCCCCGUGUCCCUCUGUAAACCUCCGAGAAAGAAAAAAAUAUAUAUUUAAAGGAAAAAAAACAUUCCAGUUGUUUUGGAAGACUGAACUCAGCCAAGAGAAGCCAGAGGGGGCAAGAAAAAAUAAAUAAAUAAAAUAAACUAACAGAGACGGAGCUGGACGUUGACACCUAUGCACAUCCCUUGCAUUUCAGGUGACAUUUCUAAACCACAGAUUUAUAGAAAGAUUGACCAUGUAAGUGAGAUGUGUUUGUAAAAAAAAAAAAAAAAAAAAAUCUUAACAAAGACUUGAUUUCUUUUUCCUCUUCGAUUUGUCAUUUUUAAAAAAGGAUAAAUUUCACCUGAUUGCUCAUUUGCCAUUUCAGAAAUGUGAUGUCCCAGAGUAUUAGUGUCUCAAUCAAGUUUAAAAAUGGAUGAGAUGAAAUGCUGAUUUUCAUUCUGAAACUGUGUAAACUGUCUGCAAAGCGAGUGAAGAGGAGGCAGCGUGUGCAGCUGAUCAACCACAUAUAUGAAUACGACAGACUGACGUACAACUGCCCCUUGUGUAAAUGACUCUGCAAUGAUAAAAGUUCUUCAGUAUGAACAAUUUUUUAAAAUAUAUUUCCUUUUAUGUGUUGGAAACAUGAA
Amphiprion ocellaris (clown anemonefish) is the source of this 5028-nucleotide messenger RNA. It is a transcript of the gene caska, whose product is annotated as calcium/calmodulin-dependent serine protein kinase a. Gene Ontology annotation, molecular function: signaling receptor binding; ATP binding; protein kinase activity. The record is from RefSeq and is a predicted model, not a curated record. Bases 751 to 3648 code for a protein of 965 amino acids. The transcript is spliced from 30 exons. Gene Ontology annotation, biological process: regulation of neurotransmitter secretion; protein phosphorylation. Gene Ontology annotation, cellular component: cell-cell junction; basolateral plasma membrane; plasma membrane. NCBI's taxonomy places the organism in Eukaryota, Metazoa, Chordata, Actinopteri, Pomacentridae.